AAAAAAUGUUAAAUAGUGUUUUAUUGCAGAUUUAGAAUGAGAAAUGACCUGUAAGCCUGCAGAGUAGUGUUAGUCAAAAAUACUUGAAAUAGUUGUGCCUAGCAAAGGUAGCCCUUCAAAUACAGUAUGUCCGGUCUACCAGAAGAUGGUGCCCUAAAACACAUCAGUAAUUUCAAUUUUUAAAAGUUGUGAUCAACUGCAAAUGAGUAUUUUUAAAAACACAUAAGGAAAAAUCACCCAAGUCCAAAUGCACAUUAAUAUCCAAACUUCAUAUUCCAAAAAUCUUGCUUAUACUUAGUUAUCACAACAUAAAUUAACAUACAGAACUGAAACAAGCAAAACAAUGCAAUAUAAAACACAAUACAGCUACUGUGUCAAAGAAAAUAAAAACUUCAGGCUCCCUCCUUCCAAAAUAAAAAACAUUCUUCAGCAUAAUUUUUGUAUGAAUUUCACAAGUUUUUUCCUGUUGUUUCGUUCUUUUUUUUUUUUUCAAUUUGACUUAAAACAGACCAGACAAAAAGAAUAGUCAUUACAUUCCUCACCAAGAAACCAAUCAAUUUUUAAACUGGAAAUCAAAACAGUAAGUCCCCAAGUAAUAAGUCUUAUUUACCUUGUGGACUUGAAGGUAUAAUUUAAUUGUUUUCUUAAUGUUGGAGAGGAGGCAAAUUGCAAAAAAUGAGGUAGCAUCCAAUUCAAUAAGCAAAUCUGUGCAGCAGCUUCAAAUUGUUAAGUAGAUGAAGUGAAACAAAGAACCCCCUCCUGCACUGUGUCAGUAAAACUGCAUCUGGUACAACGUACACUGAAAUGCAAGGCGGUGGGAUUUUUGCUCUUGUCUUCAAUAGGGCUAAAGUAUCACGGGUGAAUUCAUACAUUUGCAGAUUCUCUGCUUUGUUGGUAAUAAACCGUCUGCAACUCUGGGAGACACAAUCCCCAGCAGACCAUCAGGUCUCCCUGCCUGUUGGCUUGGGCAGCGUUUCCUUGAAGGCACUGGCAAUUAGAAGAAACAGGAGUGCACUGCUUGUGAGGCCCAGCCAGCUGAUAUUCACAGAUCAAUAACUCCACCUGGCUUUUUUGCUCCCUUUAAGUCUUAGACAAAGGAGUUUAUUUAGCAGAAGCAGCUGCCUUUCCUUAACAUCUCAUUUACUGAUAUAACUUAAAUUCAGGUGUAAGGAUUACCACACUAAAUUAAGAAACGAAGUUCAGCUUUUAUAAUACUCCGUGACAGCUUUUGUGCUCUUAGUUGCAGAAGUGUGAGUCUUUUUGCAAUAUAUACAUUUUACAGCUGGUUGUUUAAAUUAAGCAAAUGCAUUUAAAAUAAGGUGGAGAGAAAACCCUGUCAGGAUUGUCAAGCUGUAAUUGACCAGUACUUUGGGUUUUCUUAUGUGUAACAGAAUGACGGGGGUACCUAUUACCGCAACAGCAGCCUUAACUCCACACUUUUUGUCUGCACAGCCCGGCACGUACGGUCCUCUAGGAGACAUGCAGCAGUGCUUGAGUGUGCUAUGUGCCACUGCAAACGUAUUUAUUUCACCCAUGUGGGCUACAUCUGUGGCUAUAGUGUGGAUAAAUGUUAUGUUCAUUAUGAAGUACAAUGUACUGGUGAAGAGUGGGUCUGUAGUAGGGCCCCUGCAGCCGGGCUGAGACGGCAGCAUCGUGCAGGGACACUGCCCAGGGCUGCAGCAGGCUAGGCUGGGCCUGGCUUUGAGGAUUUACUUACUGAGCGUAGCCUUUCAACAGUAAAAGUAAGUGAUUUUUAUCAUUUGAUCCACAUUGCUUAUUAAAAAGGGCUGUUUCCUUAGAUUCCUCAGAUUCUCUCGGUCCUGAGUAUGUUUUUCCAAUGAGUUCAUACUCAACGAAGCACGUGUUUUUCUUAAUGACUUACGUACCAAGAGGCUUACCGUAGAAACUCGCUACCUGCUGGCAGCAGCAGCAGUUCAAACUGUGCUGCCUUCAAAGGUGGAGCAAGGGCAGAUUUGUGGCUCGGAAGGACAGAGCUGCAGAAGCACAAGCUCCUGCUGCAGUGUGCACUUCUGACUUCACACAGCAGCAGCUCUGCAGCUGCUACUGCAGCAGAGAUAGUGGCUCAAAAUGCUGCCUUGCAUGAGCACACAGGCAGGGCCUCCCAAUAUGUCCUACCCACUCCAUUAGAUUAAUAGUAAAGUUAUCCGUUCUUGUAUUUUUUUUAAAAAACAAAACAAAACAAAAACUUAAAUUAUUUUUUCUUUACAUGUGCUCUGAUGGCUCAGGUUCCCAGGUUGUCCAUGAGCCUCUCCUAGUUUCUCAUGAAGACAACCUUAUAAAAAUUUGCAGUGAGUAGUUUGAAGUCGUAACAGGACAGAACAUCCUAGUGCAGGCCCCAGGAAGGAUUGAAGAAGGAGCGCUGCACCAGGACACUUGAAGGCAGCAGCCCAUGGGACACCUGCUGCCCUAGACCACCUUUGUGCUGGAGUCACAGGUGGGGUACGUGAGGGCUGAAGUUAAUGGCCAUUUCCCAUGUGCUCUGUGGAAGGAAUCUCUCUUUGUUCUCAGUGGUUACAUGCCCAUGCUCCGUGGCUAACAGCACAGUUUGUGUCUUUACCAGCUUUACCAGAAAGUCCAAAGCUCGAACGGGAUGGCACUUGACGUGCUGCUUUGACCCCGCCGCUUUGACCCCGCUCGGUGCCGUGGCGUGUUCGCUGCCGGCGCUGCGGACCCACGCUGUUAGCUGGAGCAGCGAUGGUGCGCACCAGGACACACAGCUGCAAGAGGCGCUUUCGGCCAUUGACACACCUGCAGACUAAAGGUGAUAUGCAACGUUCCACAAGUAAUAAGCUGCAGGAGCACAUGGUAACAGCUUCUUUAGGAGAUCAGCAAAAAGUGCAACAAAAGAUGUGAACGCAUAUUAGAAAAGAGCACUUGACUCUCAAGACCGGUUGUAUUUGCACACAUGUGUUCACACUGGCAGUCGCCCACAUCUAACAGAUUUGCUUUUCAGGCCUUGGUCUGCAACUUUACAUGGUUUCUUUGAUUUUUUUUUUUUUUUUUGUUCUGCCUGUCCCCCCCUGCACACACAAACAAACAGAUUGCUAAUCAACUGCCCUCCCACAGCUGGGGACAUUUUUGAGUACACAGUUGCUUUUAAUGUUUAAUUAGGUAUGAUAACAGGAUAAAAUGUUCCUGGCCCUGCAGAGUGCCUACAGCUCAAACUUGCAACGUAUUUCUUUCCUGGUGGGGUGCUGGGCACCCAGCUGUGUAAGGGCACCCCUCAGGUACCUACUGCUAGGGCUUCACCAGCAUUUCUGCUAGCGACACAAAUGACUAUCAGGGGUUUGCAGCUUGGUUGCAAAAGAAUUUACCAUAGGCUGUGGUGUGGUACCGAGGGUCUCCGUUCAAUUGCUAUUUCGGGGUGUUGCUUUCUAACAGCCUUUCUCUGCGCAGAGGUAAGGGGCGAGCGGUGCUGGGUCUCGUUUGCUACUGAUUCAACAGCCGAGGCUCUUGCAAAGCUACACAGACAGUAGCAUGCUUUUUUACACACGCAUCAAUUUGUGGCUUGCUUUAGGCCGCGAUAUGUUUAUCAUAUGUCUUUAGCGCUGCCUUUAAAAAAACCCCGAACUAAGUAACUGCAAGUAGUUGUCAGCUGCCGUGCUGCGGCACAGGCCGGUCCGGCGGCUGCUGGCCAGUGCUGGGGGCGUCGCACGUCGCACAGGUGAGCGGCUGGCAGCAGCGGGGCCGCUCCCGCGCCCCCGGCCCGCGCUGCCCCGCCCGCCCCUUCCCGCGGCGGGACGAGGCCGCGGGUCCCGCCGGAAAGUUCCAGUCGGGGGGCGCGAGCGGCGCAGCCCCCCGGAAGGCGGGAACCGCGGGCGGCCGCGCGGCGCCUCCCGCCCUGACAGGCCGCCGGGUGCGCGGCUUCCCGCGGGGCGCUCCCUCAGCCCCCGGCUUCCCGCCCCGCGGCGGCCCGGGGCGCGGUGACAGCCCCGCCGCCUCCCGGUCCGCGGCGAGCGGCGGCACCGCCCGCCAGCCCCGGGCCGGGCUGGGUGAGCGCCGGCCGAGGAGGAGAGCAGGCGGCGCGGAGGGGAAGCCGCCGACCCCGCCGCCAAGCAGCGCCGCGGCCGCCCUCUCCCUGACUGACUCGGUGAAAAUCAUUGUUUGGCUCCGGCAUUAACUACAUUCCAGCGGGACGCAGCGCCCAGUCUCCUUCCUCGCAUUCCUGCCCCACACAAAGGAGUCCCUGCCUCGCCGCGCCCCGCGCUCCGCUCGCCGCGCCGCAAAGCCCCUCCGGGCCGGCCGCCGUCUUCGCCCCCCGCCCGGGGGUGCGGGCCGGGCCGCGGCCCCGCCGCGGGGCGGCCGGCCGGGGGCGGCGGGGGCAGGGAGCCGCCGAGCGCAAAUUCCUCCGCGCAGCGCGCCAUUGACUGGACCGAGCAACUUAUUUAAGGCUGGAAAGUGACACAGGGGCUUCCUCGUCUCUGCUCGCCGCGCUCCGCCGGGGAACCCGGCCGCACCGAGCCGAGCGCCGCGGCGCGGGGAUGCCGCCGAGGUGACUGCCGCCUCGCCCGCUCGCCGCCGAGCAGCCCUCCGGAGAAGGAGCCGCGUCCCGCCGCUGCCCCGCCAGGACCCCGGGAAGGGGCUUUCUUUCGUUUUUUUGGGGGGGGGGUCUGUGUUGUUCCCCCACCACCUUUCAUUCGCUCCGGGCUGCGCUUCCGUAGAGAGUUCGCCGGCCCUCCCCCGCCCCGCGCCGCCGGGCUUCGGCCGAGCAUGGAGAAGUACGAGGAGGACAUGGCACUGAAGGCCACCAAGUUCAUGGAGGAUCUGUCCCUCUACGAGCCCUGCCCAGAGGGUCCUUACGGCCGGGGCGGCCGCCGGGACCUGGCGCUGCACCCCGACCUGGAGGAGACCAAGCGGGUCAUCGCCGCCCACAUGACGGCGGAGCAGCGGGGCCGGAAGAUGAACGGCACCGCCGCGCCGCCGCCGCCCGCCGAAGCCUUCCCCGCCGCCGCCCCCUGCGGCAAAGCCUACCCGCCCGCGGCGCCGGCCGCCCCGCUCCGCGCCGCCAACGGCCGCGCCGCCGCCGAGCCGCCACCGACCGCGGGGCCGCCGUGCUGCGAGGAGGGGCUGUGCACCCGCUCCGAGGUGGCGCUGCCCUGCUACAGCGGCUUCGCCGACAAGGGCAAGCGCUACUCGGCCGAGGGCUACCGCUACGCCGCGGGCAGCGCCUACGAGGGCGGCUACGUGGCCAAGGGCGGCGGGCGGGCGCCCGGCGGCCCGGACGGCAAGUACGGCGCCGCCAGCCCGCGGGCCAGCCUGGCCGCCGCCUCGCCGGGCCCCGGCGCCGAGCACGGCAAGUUCUCCAGCCCGCGCUCCAGCCUGGGCGGCGCGGCCGCGCUGCCCUACGAGAAGUUCUCCAGCCCCCGCUCUAGCCUGGUGGUGCCCGGCCAGGAGAAGUACGGCAGCCCCCGCGCCAGCCUGGUGCAGUACGACGGCGCCGCCCUCAGCCCCCGCUCCAGCUACGCCAGCACGGCCAGCGACACCAGCAAGCACUCCAGUCCCCGCGCCAGCCUCACCAGCUACGACGGCGGCGGCAGCAAGCCCAGCAGCAACCGCACCAGCGGCAUCAGCAUGGGCUACGACCAGCGCCACGCCAGCCCCCGCUCCAGCACCGCCAGCCAGUACUCCUGCACCACCAGCCCCCGCUCUAGCUACUCGGACUCCAGGUACGGCCCGCCGGGCAGCGCCGAGCCGGAGGGGGCGGGCGGCGCCGGGCUCGCCCUGGCCAGCCCCCGCUCCAGCCUCUGCGGCCCCGAGGGCCGCGGCGCGACGGGCGCCGCCGUGGUCAGCCCCCGCUCCAGCAUCUCCAGCCAGAGCUCGCGGAGCUCCCGCGGCUCCAUGAGCGCCUACCCCGAGCUGCAGCUGCCCUCGCCCCGCUCCUCCCUGCUGGGGCCCGGCCUGCAGGAGGACGGCGCCGUGCCCGAGCUGGGGGACAUCUACCACAAGAUCCACGCCCAGUCCCCGCCGCGGCACGACCAGCAGCACCCGGCCGCCGCCCCCGAGGCAGUGCCCCCCUACGCCUACAGCCCGACCAAAGGCUCCGCUUCGGCUCCCAAAUUCAAGCUCCCCUACCAGGUGACGCCGUGCCGGGAGAGCGGCCCCAGCCAGGCGGAGAGGCGGCUGGAGGCGCUAACGCUGGAGCUGGAGAAGGAGCUGGAGAUGCACAUGAAGAAGGAGUACUUCGGUAUUUGUAUAAAAUGUGGAAAAGGUGUGUAUGGAGCGAGCCAGGCUUGCCAAGCAAUGGGUAACCUCUAUCAUACCAACUGCUUCACGUGCUGCUCUUGUGGGAGAAGACUACGAGGAAAAGCAUUCUACAACGUCAAUGGCAAGGUGUACUGUGAAGAAGACUUCCUAUAUUCAGGUUUUCAGCAGACAGCGGACAAGUGCUUUGUUUGUGGACACCUCAUAAUGGAAAUGAUCUUACAGGCCCUCGGAAAGUCAUACCAUCCUGGCUGCUUCCGCUGUGUGGUGUGUAACGAGUGUUUGGAUGGAGUCCCCUUCACUGUAGAUGUGGAGAACAAUAUUUACUGUGUCAAAGACUACCAUACGGUUUUUGCACCAAAAUGCGCUUCCUGUAACCAGCCGAUCCUACCAGCACAGGGCUCCGAGGAGACCAUUCGGGUGGUAUCAAUGGACAAAGACUACCACGUGGAGUGCUAUCACUGUGAGGAUUGUGGCUUGCAGCUCAAUGAUGAGGAAGGCCAUCGUUGUUACCCAUUAGAGGGCCACUUGCUCUGCCACAGCUGUCAUAUCAGGCGCCUUAAUAUUAAACUGCCAUCACAUCCACCUCCGAGCUAUCCAAUGCAUGUCACAGAACUCUGAAAGACAUUUCCAUUACCAAUAAGCCGUUUGAAAGAAAAAGCUAACAAUGACUUUUGUGUUCCUUUAAAGAUGAGAUUCCAGUAAUAACCAUCUAAACCAGCUAUUUAUUUUUUAAAUCAGAGGUGAGGGGUCCUUUUCUGAUUUUGUACAUAUGUCUUCUUUUAUCUAGACAUUUUCACUGAGACAGCAUCUACUUGAACAAAUAAUUCACCACUAAACUGUAACUGUAAAUGGCAGCAUUUCUAAAAACAAUGGUACAAAGGGCUGUUCUGCACUCCGUACUCCCUUUCCUUCAGUGGAGAUUUCACCCAAGUAAGGAGUGUAGAAUUACUUUCCAAAAGUUAGCACCUUAUCAUAUUGCAGCAAGCAUGAUAAGAUAAAUGCUAGCAUUUUAGCUAGUUAUGUUGAAUUCUGGUCUUAGAGAAUACAGUCUCACUUUUUUUAAAACUUAGAUUCCCAGAAGUAGUGAAUAGGAAGCAAACAAGUGUUUUUCAGCAAGGACAGUUUUCAGCAUGGGUUAAACAAUGGCAUUCUGUGAAGAAGUGUCAGGCCAGCUUCCCAUCCUAUAAGGUUCCACAGUCACACAAAGACUAUUUAGAUUGUUAAAGAAAUAUGGUGAACAUCUCAUAAAAACCAGAGCAAUAUAUCCAAAAGAUUGGCAUACGCAGGGUCAUAACAGUUGAAGAAAGUUACAGACCUCUGUAAUUGCUUGCCAUGUACAAAUGUAGUCAUGGUUUCAAAAUGCAUUCGUAUCAACUUGAUGAUUUGGCACUUACUAAAGAAUUCCUCUUUUAAACCUGGUUUUUUUUGUUUAAUAGGGUUAGAAGCCCCUUUCUAUGCAAAGGUACGCUUGUCUUGGACUUCAUUUGUUACCAACUGCUUUACGAUUGUAUGUUGAUAUGUUAUUAAAAAGAAGGACAAAAAAAAAAAAAGAAAAAAAAAAAAGAGGGAGACAGUGGUUUUUGUAUUACCUUUUCAGCUUUGUGUUCUUUUCUAGAUGUUCUUCUGAACUAAUUAUGGUGAUUGUCUUCAUUGGAAAACAAAGUACAGUUUAGGGGAAAUAAUAAUGUAGGGAGUCAGACCAUUGAAACAUUGGCAUUUUAUAACAAGUAUUGGAUGUACAUAGAAUGUACACACUGUCAUGUCUUGCAUAAGCUUUUACAGUAACCUCAGAGCUCUGGGGAAAUAUGUCUUCCAUAUAGGAAGUUAGAUGAAUCUUUUUUAUGGUUUGUUUUCUACCAUGUGUUGAUUUACAUGCAAAUCACAUAUCUGUAUGUUUAAAAAAAAAAUCCUGCAUUCUCAUGAGAAUUGAUGCAGCCUUCCUGAAUUUACAUUUUAAAUAAAUCCAUCAUUGCCGUCUUUAACGGUAUCCAAAAUUACAACAAAAUAAAAUUAUUCUUCUCCAGAGGAAGUGGAAAUACCAGACCAGAUUCUCUGCAUGUGUAGAUUGGGACAUUUCCAUGCCAGUUCUCAACAUGUCAAGAAUCUGAUCAAUCCACUCAGAAAUGAUCCCAUGUUAAAUUCAGCACAUCGAUUGAUUAAAUGACUUGUUUGGCAACACCAUUGGCAUUCAGUUUCUUAGGCUUCAUUGACUUUUUGAAAGCCAUUUGUCUGCUGAAAAGUACAAAGAGCAUCCAAUGGACACCAAUUCCUUAAUGGCAUAAUUAACUCCCUUAACAGAACUUUUUGAUAAUGUGGAGUUUCCUUAUGGGGGAAGGGGGAGCAGGAAGAAUUCCCAUGAACUGUUUUUUUCUCCUGUUAGUAAGGAACAACAGGUAUGUUUCCUGAACUUUUGCCAAACUUCCAUGGGCCUAGAUUAACCUGCCCUACUGAUGCUCCUUGGCAAGUCAGAUGCUUCUUUAAAAAGUAAUUUUCUAAUUAAUAUGUAUCAGUUUAUAAUUGACAUGUUCAAUGCCAUAGCCAUGCUUUGAAGGAAUUACAGUGGAACUAGUGUCCCAUUUCUACAGUGAGGCCUAAGAGGCCUGGCCUGCGAAAGAGAGGACACUGGGUACGUGCAUACUUUUUCUGCAUUUGCAAACAUUACCUCUGUGUCCAUAGUCACCAGCCCAGCCUCAGAAGGAAGCAGAAGUACCUGUGCCUGUUCCCAAACAGUAGAAAAGGGAAAAAAAUGGUCUUAAGUUGGACUGUAUGAGUAGGUCAGUUCCUUAAGUUCCUUACUACAAACAUGGAAGAUACCAGAGCUUCAGGAUAAACUUUUAGUGUCAGCUGCAAUGUAACACUUUUUCCAUUUAAGGAAGCUGCUUUGGACCACAUUUAGCUUUGAAGCAUUUUUACUUGCUUGUCUUUACAAUAUAUAUUAAGGAACUCAAAUUAAGAAAAAAAUAAUUAAAAUAUACAGAGAAGGUUUGGGUCUGUUCCUGUGCGAGCAAGUCAUCCCCUGACAGUACUCACUGUACUGGAAAAAUACUUUGCUCUACUAGUAUAGAAGCAAAACCUUCAAAAUCACAGUGGCCAGAAACAGAGGUGACUUGGUGUUCAGCCCAGGCUGCUACCAGGACCUUCCUUAGCACUUCAGCUCCUUCAGUGGCAAGUUUGAAGUUUCCACUGCAAUGUACUUUUCAAGGGACAGCAUACUACCUAACAUGGACAUACCAUACCUUUUCUUUUUUGAAAACGAUCAUACUGUAGAACAAGAGUAUUUAAUUUCAUUUCACUUGUUAAUUUGUAAGUCUCAUAGUUCUACUCAGUUCCAAUGUGUUAAGUAUCAUGAUAAAAACGUCAAAAGGUAGUAUUUCAAUAUAGAAUAAGCAAUUUGUUUAAAACCAGAAAGCAGCAGUUGUUCCGAUAUUUUCUACAGACAGUUGCAUUCCAUUACUGUACAACAAAGUACAGCUUUGCUUUUCCAGCAUUUAGUAUAAAACCUGGAGCUUGAGUGAAAUUUGCCAAGGUUUGGGGAUUAUUUUUUUUUGUUUGGGUUUCUUCAAUCAAAGAGAAAAACAAGCAAAUCUAAAAUAAUGAUGUGCUAUAUUCUUUAGUGCUAGUGACAGUUUCUGCACAUUUUACCUCCUAUCUGGGGAAUUAUGUAAAGAGAAAAGCGCUUUUUAAUCAUUUUUUUAAGGAAUAACAUUACAUCAGUUCAACACAGAUGUAAACUUCCUAGAGUUUAUUUUAUGAUGUGACUGUUCUUCAGAAGCCUUUGCUGUACUUUCAGAAUAUUUCCAUAAAGUUAAAAUGCUAACAACUUGUUCUCAUUUGCAUCAGAACUACACCUUUCCAUUUCGGUAAGGAAUCUUACAGAGUCCCUACAGCACAAAGCUGUUGUAGGCAAUUCAGAGUCCCUCAUGCACUGGAGGACACAUUCCAAAGAAAGGACCAAAAUAACAAUUUGAAAACAAAACAAAAGAAUGCACUCAGAUAAUUGAGCUUUCAAAGAAGGUUUGUUUGGGUUUCUUUCCUUUUCCUUUCACUCGUGUGUGUAUAUAUUUUGUAAGGUGGAGCUUCAAAAGGAAAACAUGGUUAGAGGAGCUCUUUAAGACCAGAAAUUCCAGAGUAGUAAAGUAAACCAAAGCUCUAAAGGAGACAAAAGCUGCUUUCUUGUGUUUCAAGAAAAGUUUAAAAGUUUGUGAUUCAUCCUGUAACUAAUGCCGUAACUAGAGUAUAUGAUUUGACUUAAAUUAAGUUUUCAUUUGAGAAAUAUUUUCAUUUUCUUUAAAAGAAUAUAGUUUUCUUCCAAGAACUUGGACCAACGUUGAUUUUUAUUUUGUAGGAAAUAUAUAAAUUCCCAGUUUGUAUAUCAUGUAACUACUUUACAUGCUGAAAAUAUACAUUAGUUUAACUAUUUUUGUAUAUAUAUCCUUGUAAAACCUUCCAAUGUACUUCUGUCUUUUAGUCUUUAGAAUUACUUGUGGUUUUGUGUUUCAGUGUUUGAUUCCCUUGAUUGUUGAAGAAAAAAAUUGGGAAAUGUAGAUUUAUUUAUCUAAAGAAGAAGCUACUUGCUAUCAUCCUAAGUUAUUUAAUAUUAAAAAGUCAGAAGUUUCAUUUAACCUUAGAUGCUAUAAUCUGCUUUUUUCAAUAAAGACGUUUUGUAGUUAUCUUUGA
Falco peregrinus (peregrine falcon) is the source of this 10902-nucleotide messenger RNA. RefSeq names its product WT1 interacting protein (gene WTIP). Gene Ontology annotation, cellular component: P-body; nucleus; adherens junction. Lineage: Eukaryota; Metazoa; Chordata; Aves; Falconiformes; Falconidae. The coding region runs from base 4732 to 6843 and encodes 703 amino acids. Gene Ontology annotation, biological process: response to hypoxia; negative regulation of hippo signaling; cytoskeleton organization. Gene Ontology annotation, molecular function: transcription corepressor activity. The record is from RefSeq and is a predicted model, not a curated record. The transcript is spliced from 8 exons.